CUCCCAAAUAUUAAUGCAAAAAAUAUCAAACAAAGAAAAAACCCAAACAAAUAUUUCAAAUCGUUUAUUCUUCAGAUCUAAAAAGAUAACACAAUCGCUUUCUAAAAUUUGAUUUUUCAGGGUUUCCAACAUUUCCAUCGUUUCUAUUUCUCAUUUCAUAUUUUUCCCUAAUUUGGUUUUUUUUUGAAUUGAAACCGUUUAUCGGCGAUUCCGAUGUCAGCUUCCACCGUGUCAAUCACGGCGGCGAACCCGGGGUCGCGUCGGAGACCCGUGAUCGCAACUGAAAAGAAAACCGCCAGUAAUCUUGAACUCCUCGCAAACGAUGUCGCUGCUUCUCCAAAUGUCGUUACUUCCGGUGACGGAAGGGCUCCAUCAACCGCCGGCAAUGGUCGAGACUUGAGUCACCACUCGAUUCGUGGUGAGGCUGUUCUUUCUAGGGAUUUGGGUCCAGCGUCAAAGAGGGUUGCUGGUGGGGAUUCUACUGCCCCGCCGCGGCGGUUGCGGAAGAGUGGUGGGAAGUCUGAGAAGCCAAAGUGGGUCACUGUGGUGAGAAUCUUUGCUAAGAAUUUUGUGUUGCUUGCGUUGCUUGUUGGGUUUGUUCAGUUGAUUAGAUGGUUUACGUUGAAAUCUGGAGAAAGUGUUGUUGGAGGAGGAGGAGGGUAUGCUGGGUUUUCGGAAUAUGAGGACCGGGUUUCGGAAUUGGAGGGUUCGUUAAAGAAGAUGACGAAGAUGAUUCAAGUACAGGUGGAUGUGGUGGAUAAGAAGAUUGUGAAUGAGGUUGGAGAGUUAAGGAAGGAAAUGGAUGUAAAAAUUGAGCAAAAAGGUGCAUUCUUGGAGAAUGAGUUGAGAAAAUUAGAGACUAAGAGUGAGAAAUUGGAGAGAUAUUUGAGUGAAUUGAAGGUAGAUGAUUUGUUAACAAAGGAGGAAUUUGAGAAAUUCGUUGAGGUUUUGAAGAAUGUGAAGGGGAAUGAGUAUGAGGGUAGUGGUUUGGAUGAGAUAAGGGAAUUUGCAAGAGGGGUGGUUGAGAGUGAGAUUGAGAAGCAUGCUGCAGAUGGACUUGGGAGGGUGGAUUAUGCUCUUGCAAACAGUGGGGCUUGGGUUGUGAGGCAUUCAGAGGUUUAUGAUUUGGGGAGGGUAAAUUGGUACAUGUUGACUUCUAGAAACGGUGUUCACCCCAAAGCUAAUAUGAUGUUGAAACCGAGUUUUGGGGAGCCCGGGCAGUGUUUUCCGUUGAAGGGAAGUAGCGGGUUUGUUCAGAUUAGGUUGCGUGCUGAAAUCAUUCCUGAGGCUAUCACCUUGGAACAUGUAGCAAAGAGUGUAGCAUAUGAUAGAUCUAGUGCUCCCAAGGACUGCAGGAUCUCUGGUUGGCUGCAGGGAAAAAAUACUGAUUCUCUAAUUGAUACUGAAAACAGGUUUCUUCUGGCAGAGUUUAGCUAUGACCUUGAGAAGAGUAAUGCUCAAACUUUCAAUGUGUUGACUUCAGCAGGUUCUGGUGUUAUCGACACAAUAAGGUUUGAUUUUACAUCAAAUCACGGAAGCCCUUCACAUACCUGUAUAUAUCGUUUGAGAGUUCACGGUUACCAAUCUGACUCAGUUUCUAUGAUGGCAAUCCAGCCAUAAUGUAUCAUUUUGUUUGCUUGAAAGUUAUCCAUGUCUGUGUAAUUGUUGUUCAGUAUUAUUUGUUUAGAUGUAGGUAGGAAUUCAUAGACUCGAUAUGCAUGCAUUGCAGUCAGUAAUCAUGUCCAUGUUUGUGUAUGCUCUGCUUGAAAUGGAUUAUGUAUUUAGUGUAUGAUUUCUGAAUUAGGAAGAUGAUAGAUUUCACACUUUUGUGUAACACGAAGUUCUACUAAUUUUCUUUUCAUUAA
Messenger RNA from Trifolium pratense (red clover), 1865 nucleotides. Its product is annotated as SUN domain-containing protein 1-like. The transcript has 2 exons. Lineage: Eukaryota; Viridiplantae; Streptophyta; Magnoliopsida; Fabales; Fabaceae. The record is from RefSeq and is a predicted model, not a curated record. The coding region runs from base 214 to 1620 and encodes 468 amino acids. Gene Ontology annotation, biological process: nuclear envelope organization. Gene Ontology annotation, cellular component: nuclear envelope. Gene Ontology annotation, molecular function: protein-membrane adaptor activity.